CGGACGAAGGGAACGACGAACGACGCCAUUCAUCCACAGGCUUGUUUCAUCAGUUUAGUUUAGUGUUCAACUGCCACUCCCGUCAAGCGGACGUAUCUAUCCAGAGGCAUCACAACUUCCGACGAGAAACCUCCAAGAGUGCUGAGAUUAAUCAUUCCAAGAUGAAACUAUUCGACAACAUCAACGAGGACGUCUACCGGGCCUACGUCUUCUGGGCAUCGGUCCUGGUCGUCAAGAUGCUGGUCAUGUCCGUCCUGACCGGAAUGCAGCGCUUCCGCAAGAAGGCUUUCGUCAACCCGGAAGAUAUCGCCAGAACGCCCAAGCUGAAGCUGAAGACUGAUGAUCCGGAUGUGGAACGUGUGCGUCGCGCCCACUUGAACGACCUGGAGAACAUCCUGCCCUAUUUCGUGAUCGCCUUCUUCUACAUCCUGACCAACCCGGAGCCCUGGAUCGCUGUCAACCUGUCCCGUGCCGUUGCCAUGUCCCGUAUCGCUCACACAUUGGUCUACGCCGUGGUGGUCAUUCCACAGCCGGCCCGUGCCGUUGCCUGGCUCAUUCCGUACGCUUCGAGCUUCUACAUGGCCUUCCAGACGCUGUUGCAUUUCCUGUAAAACUGCUUCAUCCAUCCAAGCAAGCUGACUAGUUUUAAGGGUUUAUGGUGUCAUAAGAACCGUUUAGAUCUAAGGUGCGUGUGAAUUCAUUCUAAAGUCUUAACAUUUUCGUCGACAAGAUUGAAGCGAUAACUCAGGAUACGUGUGUAAGGUAAUUUGUAAUAAAUAAAAACGGAACAAACAAAC
Molecule: messenger RNA, 797 nt
Organism: Aedes albopictus (Asian tiger mosquito)
Lineage: Eukaryota; Metazoa; Arthropoda; Insecta; Diptera; Culicidae
Product: microsomal glutathione S-transferase 1
Exons: 3
Coding region: 162-611 (149 amino acids)
Cellular component (GO): membrane
Source: RefSeq, a predicted model, not a curated record